Molecule: messenger RNA, 3344 nt
Organism: Melanotaenia boesemani (Boeseman's rainbowfish)
Lineage: Eukaryota; Metazoa; Chordata; Actinopteri; Atheriniformes; Melanotaeniidae
Gene: efna3a
Product: ephrin-A3a
Exons: 5
Coding region: 472-1146 (224 amino acids)
Biological process (GO): ephrin receptor signaling pathway; axon guidance
Cellular component (GO): plasma membrane
Molecular function (GO): ephrin receptor binding
Source: RefSeq, a predicted model, not a curated record
GCUGCUGCUGCUGCUGCUGAGAGAAGCGGCAGGUGCACAAUACUCCCAGCAAAAAUCGGAUGCGACUUUUAAGCGCUGUGUUAAAAGACCAAUAAACACCGACCUCAGCUAUUAGUUGGAAAUGUAGUAACCUGCCCUGCCUUUUCAUCACCUGUGUUGUUUCCCUCUAAUGAAAGCAGAACUGGGAAACAAAAGAAGGAGUGAUUUAAAAGUGCGCAGCGGGUGCGGGGGAAAAAGCAGACUAGAUCUGGCUCAAGUAAAGAUGCCUAAUACAUGGGUCUCUUCGCAAUGGAAUUAGAGUUGAUGAAAACGUAAUCUCGCAGAAGUCAUCCCGUUGUUAAGGUAACUGAGAACUUGAAGACGCGCUUCUCUGGCCGCUGGGAUGUUGUGAGAGACGCGUCGCGCGGGACAGAAGGAGAGGGGACGCAGAAGAAAGAGGGGAACCAGGGCUGGACAAGCAGCGGAGGGAUUAUGGCUCUCACAACGUUUUCUAUCAGCCUCAUCACGCUGGUGCUUACAAACUUGCACCUUUCCAGAGCCAGCAACCGGCAUGCAGUGUAUUGGAACAGCUCGAACCUGCUGCUUCGAAGGGAGGGAUUUACAGUGCAAGUUAGUGUCAACGACUACCUUGACAUCUACUGCCCGCAUUACAACACCAGUCAGCGGGGGACCCUGGAGCGCGUCAUCGCCGAGCAAUACAUCCUCUACAUGGUCAACUACCAUGGCUACCGCACCUGCGACCCCCAAAUGGGCUUCAAACGCUGGGAGUGCAACCGACCCCAUGCACCUCACGCGCCCAUCAAGUUCUCAGAGAAAUUCCAGCGUUACAGCGCCUUCUCGCUGGGCUAUGAGUUCAAUGUGGGCCAGGAGUACUAUUACAUCUCCACGCCCACACACCACCAUGGCCACAGCUGCCUGAGACUGAGGGUCUAUGUCUGCUGCUCCACUGCCUCCCAGGCAGAUGAUGACUCCAGUCAGACUUCUCCCGACUACACAGUCAGACCAAACAUCAAAAUACACAACAUUGAUGAAUUUAACCCCGAAGUUCCCAAGCUGGAGAAAAGUGUCAGUGGCAGCAGCCCAUCUCGUGACCGCCUUCUUCUCACCGUGGCAAUGCUGCUUGUGUCUGCAGUUCUUCUGUCCUAGCGACUGUCUCACAGUGGCGCCUCAAGCAUAACUGGACCGCCUUGUCCAAAGGGCUUAGUAUCCACCAAGUUUUUCCAUGAGGUGAAAGUUGAUAGAAGCAAAGAAGAGAGUUCAACAGACGUGUAACAGAAACAAAGGACAAAGAAAAAAAUAAUGGACUUAAAAAAAGAGAGGCCUUUUUGCUGUCUUAUUUCCACCUGUGUGUUUUGAUGCGCCAUGUGCUGUUGGACAUCAUUAUCACACGAAUGCAACAUUUCAUGCAGGUGUGGUGACCAUGUGGAUUACAACUAAUUCUGAAUCCGACUUCUGUGCUGCUGUCUCAACUGAUGUGAGACUCGUAUUUAGUUGGACGCAGACUACAAACUCAUAUUGUAGCAUGGAUAGCAAAACACCUGCACGGUUUCCAGUUGAUAAAAGUGAGGCAUUUUGUCAGUGUUAGUUUUCAAGAAGAUGGCAAACAUGGACUCUGCAGUGGAUUUUUAUGCCUUGAACUAUGGAUCUAGUAAGGUAAAGCAGUAAACGCAAUUUUGAUGUAGAAGGAGCAAAAUGGACUCUGGAACUGUACUGAUCUUGCCUGGGCCCUGUAGGAAAUGUCUGAUGAAUUAUGAGAACUGUUGCUAUUGUCCUGGACGUUGUAGAAUGUUUUCACUCUGGUGUGUGGUAGCUGGUAGUAAUAAGGGCCUAAGAAAAGGGAAAGACUUUAUUAGGAUAUCAAUGGGCCUUUCAAUAAUCCAUUUUUUUCAGACAAAAAAAAAAUCCCCCAGGCUUUGAAUUAGGUACAGAAGUAAAGCCUGAUUUUCUUAGAAGUAAGUGCCCUCUUAGAACUAGUCUUUUGUCUGCAUUUCCUGCCUUUACACUGUAAUAACCAUAGAAAAAUACAGACCUUGGACUAGUAAUUUGAUGGCACUUAGACACGGUAAAAGUGGUAGUUUUGUGUUUUGUUCUGCUGCAUUUUACCUUCAGCACUUGGCAUGGGGUUUGGACGUCAAACCUGAAAUCGCGAAGCAAUCAGCGCAGUCAUUCAGAACGCCUCUAAUUUAUAACUGUUCAAAAACUCUGUCAGCAGCAAGCUCUCCUUUUAAUCUCAGACAGCUCCGUCUGCUUCUUUCCCACUUCAGAAGUUCCCAGCCAGUCAGUACUGAUGGCUAUUACAGCAGUCACAGUCACCAUGGAAACGACCCCCAUACAGUCGCCUGAGUGCGGCAGGUGCCUGAGAAGAAAUUAUGCUUUGAGUCUCAAAGUAACGCUGCCGCCAUUUUAUUAAAAAGAACAAAAUAAAAUAAAAAAAUAAAUGAAAACAAAAACACGUAUGAAUGUGAUAAUAAUGAGAGAUUCACUUUUUUAUACUGUAAUACAGGACAGUGUAGACAGACUUUCAGAUUACAAUGUUGUGCUAUCUUAAUUUAUGUACUUUUUAAAUGUAUUUAUUUUAACAUUAAAGUUUCUUAUUUAUCUACAUAAUUUAUCUGUGUGCAAUUGUAGGCCUUUUGCUCAAUAAGCUAUUGUGCCAUUUUUUUAUUUAUGACUUUUUUUCAAACAGUGGACUUUUUACUGCAGCAUUUUGCUUGUGUAGAUAAAUAGAUGUAAUUCAGUCUGACACAAAGAGAGGGUUAUAGGUUAUGACUAAUCAGUAGGAACAUACACUCAGUAACCCCGCUCUCAUGUAAGAGAUACUGCUUUUUCUGUUGCUCGAGAGCAUGUCAUAAACCAACUGUGAAUUUACAACGGUGAUGCUGAUGGAAGGGCAGCACUCCUCAAGUGCAGCACUUACAAAGCCAGGAGGUCUGCAUUGUAAUGUAUAUUUAUAAUAUGUGCUGGUUAUGGAAUGUGUUUGCCUGUGCGCAUGAGUGUGUGUGUGUGAGUUUGAGAGAGAGAGAGAGGAGACAAGAAAAAAUGAGUUGACAUUAGUACGGUAUGUAUGUGGAAUGUGUUUGUCCGCGCUUUUCAAGUAUGUGGCAUUUAGAAAUUUCGCACUCGUUAUGGAGUCAUUUGUAGGAUAUGAAUAUGCAAGUGUGUAUGAGAGAAUGUGUUCUUCUGUAAUGUUAGUUUAUGUUACAGGGGUCUGGGGAAGUGGGCGACAAGCAUUUACUGAUGUUGAAGACAACCACAAGACAUGGGUUUACCUUUGACAAAAAUGAAUAAACUGUAAAUUGAACCAAGAACGAUUAAAAUGAUGCCAAUUAAAAUCUUUUUGCAGA